Lycium ferocissimum is the source of this 1134-nucleotide messenger RNA. RefSeq lists its product as uncharacterized. NCBI's taxonomy places the organism in Eukaryota, Viridiplantae, Streptophyta, Magnoliopsida, Solanales, Solanaceae. The record is from RefSeq and is a predicted model, not a curated record. Bases 718 to 1050 code for a protein of 110 amino acids. The transcript has a single exon.
AGUUUUCACUAUUAAUCUAGGAUUUAUCUAUAGUUUUCACUAUUAGUCUAGCAUUUAUCUUACGGGAAUGUUUUUUUUUCAUUUUCAUUGUCUCCCUGAUAAGUCUAUGCUUCAUCUGUUAGUGCACUAUAUCCAUGGAUUUGAACCCUCUAUUCAGGUUUCGACACAGAACUGAUUAGCAUCUGCUUUUAGCGUUGCAAUUCUUUAACGGCUUUGCCUUCCAAUGGAAGAUCAUACACGCUCUAUUUUGGGAUAGCUCGUUGACGUUUGAUUCUUUCCCUUAUUUGUAUCUUAAAUAAAGGAAGAGAGAGAAAAGAUCACAAUAGUCUUAACAAUAGUCUUAUCUGGUGAGGUCUUUUGAUAUCAAUAAAUCAUAUGUUGAAACAUUAUUACAAAAAUUUGCUCUUUGCUUGUGUUCUAGAUAGAUGGUUUUCUUAUUUUCCCAUACAUGUCAUAGUACAAGUCAUGUUUCCUGUUUUUCUUCUCCCAGAAAAAGAAGCAUUGGAUGUGUUGAGUUUUUCCGAUGUUAAGUUAGAGAGCACAUGUACGUUCUAGCUAGAGUGACGUUAAGUUCUCUUUGGUGUUUGUUGUAUUUGAUAAUCUUAUUGCUCCGAGUAACUGAGGACUAUUUGUGUUUGCCGCAGCAAAGUUACGCAAGUCAUAGGAGUUGGUUCUCUGCCGAGAGAAUUUUUCAAGUUCUGAACUACUGGGCCAACAAUGGCGACUCAGGAAAAGAGUGAAGUGAUUCAACCACCAAUUGUAGACAAGCAAUUAGAAAGUUACUCCUAUACUAAUUGGGCAGGGAAGAUACAAGAACAGUACCAGAAAAUCAAAGAGAAUGCAGAAACUUACCCCUAUGUUUGGGGUUCCUAUACUGUUGUAUACGGGGGAUUUGGCCUCUGGUUUGCAUAUAGAUGGCGAAGGCUCCGCAAAACUGAGAACCGAGUCCGUGUCCUUCAAGAGAGACUUCGCAAACUUGUGCAAGCUGAAGAGUCAGCAACUUCAUCUACAGCAAAAGCACCUGCAUCUUCUGACAAAUCGACCAGAUAGAUUCGUUCCUUUUCUUCAUUGAAGUUGUGUUUUUACGCAUGGAUUGAUAUUCUUUUUGUUGAAAAAUUGAGUUAUCAGUGACUG